Molecule: messenger RNA, 1363 nt
Organism: Austrofundulus limnaeus
Lineage: Eukaryota; Metazoa; Chordata; Actinopteri; Cyprinodontiformes; Rivulidae
Gene: pdap1a
Product: pdgfa associated protein 1a
Exons: 6
Coding region: 135-614 (159 amino acids)
Source: RefSeq, a predicted model, not a curated record
AGCAAUCGUAAGCGUUUGCCGACAGCGGGAGAGACAAAUUAGUUUACAAUCCUUUUUUGUUUGCACUUUAAAAUUGUCUAACAUUUCGAGACGGCCUAGUUGACUUUGUGUGUAGUAUCUUUAUCUUUACCAUAAUGCCACGAGGCGGAAAGAAGGGUCACAAGGGCCGAGGGAAACAGUUCAGCAACCCCGAGGAGAUCGACCGGCAGAUGAAAGCCCAGAGAGAGCUGGAAGAAAAUCCUGGUGCUGAGAAAGAGAGCUCAGAGUCUGGAGAUGAGAGCAGCAGCGAUGAGGAAUCAGAGACAAAGAAAAGGAGUGGGGUGGAGGGGCUCAUAGAGAUUGAAAAUCCCAACCGUGUUUCUCAGAAGAGCAAGAAAGUGACUGAAGUGGAUGUUGCUGCUCCCAGAGAGUUGUCUCGCAGAGAGAGAGAGGAGAUAGAGAAGCAGAAGUCAAAGGAACGCUACAUGAAGCUUCAUCUGGAGGGCAAGACUGAGCAGGCCAGGGCGGACUUGGCCCGACUGGCUAUCAUCAAAAAACAGAGGGAAGAAGCUGCCAAGAAGAGAGAGGAACUCAGGAAAGAAAAAGAAGUUGAAGAGGCCAAAGCAAAGCGCUAAUACCUCAUCUGAAAACGUGCACUUGAGUCCUGGAGGGAUGGAGGAGAGCGAGGAAAGGACCAACAUGAGGGACGUCAGAUCAGGGAUGCUCCUGAGCUUCUGGUUUUCACUUCAGAUCAGAGGAACUUUUACAUUCAGACAGAAAACGUGAAGCAAAAUGAAGAGGAGUGCAACAUUUAGGAUGCCUCUGUGCUUUCUGCUCAAAUAAUCGGAGCUUCAAGAGGAGACUUUGUGCUUCACCGCCUCUUCACUUUUAUCAUGUACCAGGGUUUUCAUUUUKAAGCUGCUAGAACCUCCAUUCCUCUUGACUUCUACAGUUUUAUAAGGUUUAUAAUAAUGUUUUCUAGCCUUUUUUUUUUACAGCGAGGACAUUGGUGCUGCGCUUUUCAUCAUGUGCUUUAUAAGAAGUUCAAUAUUUAGAAGAACAAAGAGACUGGUCUAAUAAUUUGAGUUGACUUUAGUUUUUUUCAGUUUAAAAUAACCUCAGUCUUUCAUUUUGUCAACAGUUAAAUAUUCUGCUCACGUUUCUUUUCCCCAGAAUUCAAAUAAAACAAGAAACUUUUUGUUCCCUGUAACUUUUCACUCUAUAUUUUACACAGUUUUGUCAGUAAAUGAGGUAUUUUACAGAUUCAAGAAUUUUCUGCCUCAGCAGCAGGAGGGUUGGUGUUCAAUGAUGUGAUUCACUUGCAUAGCAGGAGUCUUUACAGAAACCUUUACCACAUUAAAAAUGUUGUAACCGUUUCAAAUUA